Messenger RNA from Lymnaea stagnalis (great pond snail), 18665 nucleotides. NCBI's taxonomy places the organism in Eukaryota, Metazoa, Mollusca, Gastropoda, Lymnaeidae. The record is from the annotation of a GenBank genome assembly.
GCACACCCCACAUUUCAACCAAUCGGCGUCGAAGGCUAAAGGUCAUUGUUAGACCGAGUGCUGUUAUGCAUCCUGUGCAGCACGUAAGGAAAUUAAAGGAAACCUGAUUGAGUAAGAAAGCGGUUGUGUCACAGUGUUUACUUCAAUAUGAUCGCCAGUUUAUAUGUGAUUAUAGCAUAUUCAUAUUAGCAGUAAUUUUAUAAAGCAUCAGGCUGGAUUCUACGCAACAGACACGUUCAUUCUUGAGUAAAGUCGGACAAACUAGCCAUCACUUUCUAAAGACAGAACUUGGUGACACCAGCCUGCAAGGAGUAAAAAAUAAUCAUAAAGUUGCCUCUGGCAGUGCCGUUUGUAAAUCAAGUUAUCAUUCGGGUUCUGAUGCCCAGUUAACCAAUUCGCUUUCGACGUUGUGCAGCUCACCCACGUCAAAUUUAUCUGGAUUAAAUUCGGCAAUGCGGGAUUUGAAAGUUUCACAUUCACCGGUCGACAAUAAGGCAUUUCACUGCCCUAAGGCUGUGGCACUUCCACAUUACGAAUAUUGUCAUUGGGACUUUUCGCCCGAAGAGUGGGAUAGUGACAUUUGUGAGAAUGAUUAUGUAUUAAAUGAUGUUUACGUGCAAACCGAUAACCACCCGGAGAAAUUUUCACACCAUAAAAAUGAGGUAACCAUCAUCAGUCUUUACUUUACAGGCCUAGCCCCAGUGGCGUAGCGAGGGUGUUUGGCGCCCGGGGACAAGAUUCGCGCCCGGGGACAAGAUCCAAUUUUAGCGCCCCUUUUUCUUUUUUUCAACUCGUAAACCCGUUAUUUUCAUAAAUAAAAUAAUAUCAAAGCACAUUUUGGCGCCCCUAACCAGCUGGCGCCCGGGGACAUCUGCCCCCCUGCCCCCACCACGCUACGCCUCUGCCUAGCCCUAAAGACUAUAGAACUAUAGCCUUUUUGAGACUAAGUUAAGUAAUGUAGGGGAAAUAGAUUAAUUUAGACUUAUAUUUUAAAUUAAAUUAGUAAUAUCUCUUUUUCUGUGUUAGUAUUAUAUGACUGUGACAUAAAGUAAAGCCUAAACAUCUUUCUACAUUUAUUUUGAGCUUCAAUACUUUUCCCCAGAAGUAUUAGAACGGCUUGAAUAAAUUUCUGAUAAAGCAAUUAAAGGAACUGUUUUAUGUGUGCGUGUGUAAAUAUAUACACACACAUAUAUGGCUAUAUAACUAUAUAUGGCUAUAUAUAUGUAUAAUAUAUAUAUUUAAACUUUUUAUUUGCAUCAUCUUCAUAUUUACGACGUUUAAACAAAUUGGUAAUACCGGUUUAGUUUUUGAGUUAAUGUAGAAUUGAGAUGAUGGUAACUGUAUUUGAAACUAUAAUGUAGGGUGUAGACUAUUUAAUUAACCAAAGUAUUUUUAUUACAUUUGUUAUUGUUUAACGUGGUUAAAGUCAUAUUAAGUAUUACAGUAUAGUAUAGUCUUUAUUUUCUCGUUUAUAGGCAGAAAUGAGUAAAAUGAGGUAGUCCUACUGCUUUUUAUCCAUCUAAAAGAUUUUUAGAACACUGUAGUUCAAAAACGACUGUUCACGUCUCGGGUUGAUAAAUAAUUGAUCUGAACAUUCAUUCAUUAGGUCAGUGCUAGUGCUAUCUGUUAGAGUUGUUAUUUUUUUUGGGUAUGUUUAAAAAAAAAACUCAUAACCCAGCAAAGUUAUUGUGUAUGUCAUAUUUUGGAACGGUAUUUUAACCCCCCCCCCCCCAUAAUAAAUGAAUUAUUAUUCAGUAUGACUAGAAUGAGUACGGUCGGCCUUCAUCAUCUAUACUAAAUAAAUACCUACGCCUACGAAUAACGAUAUUGUGGAUAGUCUUAAGUUCUUGUGUUACCUACCGCGGACCGGUAUUCUCAAAAAACUUUGUUGUUCUGCUUAUUUUGAUUAAUAUAACAAUUUAUCAAAGUAAUAAUAUUUUUUAAUGGCCUAGGCCUAGGGCCCACUCGAUCCGAUAUUUGUUGGAACCAAAGUGAGAGGAGAAAAAAAAAUGUAUCCGUCCUGUCAAGGUAGCCAGAUCUGUGGAAAUUUCCUCUGGUUUGUUAACAUCCAAGCUCUGCUAUUUCUUUACACAUUUAUUUACCAUUAUCUGUACAACACAUCAGCCUUAACAGGGUUAUGUUACGAGUAUUCAAAUAAAUGUUGACAAUAAUUAUUUACACAAAGAUACUGUACAAUAUCCUAUUAAUAACGAUAAUUAGAGCAAAACGAAUGGAUUUUUUCCCCCGCCUCACGUCAGCUGGUGACGGCAUAGGUCAAGGUUACUUUCUUUCUCACCAGCUGUGCUGAUAGGUUUGGUUUAGCAGAGGAUGCGCGCGCAUGUCUCAUUGGGUAUUCAUAGGUGAGAGGGCAGCCUCAGUCAGCUGUUUGCAACAAAGAUCGGUUCAUCGGUUUGCUAGCUUCAUUCUCCCCUCUCUCUCUGGAUUUAGUUGCUUCUCACCAACGAAAAACAGUAUUCUUUCAUUGUAUUAAUGUCUGACUAUGAACAAUUUUCAAAAAUGGUGAUUACUUUGGAUAUUUUAAAUGUUAAUGAAAAAUCAUUCGUGAGUAUUAUUUGUUGUUUAUAAAAAAAAGUAUAUAUAUUGUAUAUACUAUAAUGAAAUGAUAAUGCUCGCAAAUCUAGGUCUGAGUCUGGCCCUUGGCACACCUACUUCUACGUCUAGAGCCGUUCUAGUUCUAAUCCUGCGCCCUCGCCUCGCCUUACUUAUGCUUAUCCCUGGGCCUGGACCAAAAUAUAUUUACUUUCGACUUUACUUUAAAUCAUGUCUCGGAAUCAUCGAUAUAUACAAUAUUAUUAAUUAUUGAUCAAUCUGAUCUGGUAUUUUACGUAUACUUAUACUAUUUAAUAAGUAAUAAGUAUAACUUAUACUUAUUAAAUAUUAAAUUAAUUUGAUGAUUUAAAAACACAUCACCGUGUUUUUAUUGUUUGAUUUUGUGCUGGUGUCGCUAAUUUAAACUUUACCAAAUUACUGAGUCUACUUGUUAUUUGCAUACAACUGAAAGAAGUUACAGACACCAUUGGCAUGCUUACCUUUGAACAAACAAGUAAUACAAUAUAAUUAUAGCAUGCAAAUUAUACUUUUCAGACUUUUCUAUGAUAUAAGUAUAAGUAAGUUUUAAUUGUAAGCAUUUAAAAAUGUUUUGACUUGAGUAAACAUUUAAUAUAGUGUAGGCGUCAUAAUUCAUAGUCAUAGGUAUAGGCCUAAAACUAAAGUAAAAAAUAAUAGUAAUAUGUAAAGUGUAUGUUACAUUGCAACUACAAAGUGUAACAAAGCAACAAUCAUUCAUUACAUGAUAUUUUUACCAACAAAUUUUGAUCAUCUUAUAUCACACUGGCCACUCAUUAAAUAUAGUAUAAGUAUAAUAAUUUUUUUUCUUUCAGUUUUUAAUUUUAAGCUGGUCUUGUAUUUGUUACGUAACAGGCCAUUUUAAUAACUAGCCCUUUUUAAAUUAUUGCUGGUUCACUGGUAUCUAAAACUGGCUCAACUACAGACUACAGGACAUUUGUCAAAUAUUUUGUAUCAAUUGAAUCAUGAACUAUAUAAUAUUACUGGGUACAACAUUCUUAUACAUUUUUUUCUCUUGUAUUCACAGAUUAUUCCAGCUCAUACCACAGAUGAACAGGUAAUUUUGUUUAAUUUAUAAACUCUAAAUUAUUUCUACCAGUUUUUAAAAUUAAUAUUGCCAAAAAAAUAAUUAUGUUAACAUAUGUUAUAUAUGUCCAAAAAAAAUUCUAAUUCUGUGAACCAAGAGUGGGCUGUAUUAUCUACACUUCAGCUAUGACUUUCAAACACUUAGACCUUAGGUUUAUGGUGUUCCUCAGAGCUAAAAUUCAGUAUACAACUUAGUUUAAUGGUGAUUUUAAUAUAUUAAUACUUAGCAACUUUUGUGUUUUACCUAUUAUUUAAAAUUAAAUUAUCUGUAUUUUAAUUUUUAAUAGCAAGAAAAUGUAUUGGUACAUGCUACCAUAACUUAUAACUUCCCUUUAGACUUGAGAGAAGUUUAUUUAAUCUAAGCACAAUGCCAUAUCAGUUUUUAAAACCUUAACUUGGUCUUGUCACUGUAUUAAGGAUGUAUCAGAAUAGCUUGAACUUUUAGUUUCGAGAUUUAAAAGAAUUCAAAUCAAAUGACCAUAAAUUUAAAAUAUUAUUUUUCCAUUUACAUAAAAUAUUUAACAAAAAUUAUGCCAUGGUGUUUUUCGUUAAUUAGCUAAUUACCACACUACAAAGUUGUCCAGGCAAAUGUAGCAAGAUCAGCUACAUAUCGAGUUAAAAAUUGAACUCAAAAUUAAUCAAAGUGAAUUGAAAAAUUCUUUAUCGGCCUUUGAACUGCUACAUUUAUUCAAUUACAUGCCUACAGAAUGAACUUUAUAUGGUAUGAAGUACAGGAAAGUUUAAUUUGAAAAUGUUGAUAACGGUUAAAUAUUAUGGCAUGUUAUUUUUCAUUUAUUUCAUAGUACUGUACUGUAUGGCCUCGGUUUAUUUUGACAUGGUGAUAGCACAUUGAACUUGCUGUAGGCCAACUAGUUUUAUAAAUAUUAUAAACAUUUACCUGGCUGUUACAGGAUUAUUUUAUAGCAGCUUAUUGCUUAUUACAUACUCAUAAAUGUAAAGUAAACUGGCUUUAAAUAGUUUUAGAGAGAAUAAUCAUGAUUUCAGUAUACGAUAUAUAUUAAAUAAUAUCAGCCAAAUGAAAAAUUCAAAUAAUUUUAUGUAAUAAAUUUCCAAAUUAAACAACUUUUAUUGCCCCAUGUGUUAACACAACCGUAGUAUAAUCUAAGACCGAAGAGUUUACUACUGGCAAAGUGGAUUAUAAAGAUGGUGUUCAUUUAUCCCUUUACAACACUACUUGCUCUCAAGUUAAUAAUUAAUCAUAUAGUUAGGUUCAUUGUGGAAUUAAAUUUGGCAAAAAAGGCAAUUAUAUGGCACAAAAAGAAUCCUAAACUUAAUUUUUUUGCCCAUUGGCUUAGCACAUUUUAAAAGUUUUUUAAAGACAGUAGCUAUUUAUGAUAAUUUAAGCAUUUAAGUGAUAUCUUGUGGUUGGCCACUCACCAAUAGGACCUGAUUACGCAAUAUCGAGGUUAACUUCUAUAUCAUUUUAUGCACCGAAUCUGCAAUUGGUCAGUGUGAAGAGUUUUUUGUUUUUACCAAGUAAAUUACGGUCAUUAUCUUAAUUUGAACAGGAAAAGAAUCAUUAACCACUUAUCAAAUUUUCAGUGUUAUCACUUUCAAGGAUCAUUGCUUAAAUUUUACUUCUUCAAAAUCUCUUUCUUAGUUCUUAGGUUUCUAGUUUCUAGCUAAUCACUUAUUUCACUUGUUAAUUAAAACUGUCCUUUUCCAUGUCAUGUUAAUGUUAUAAAGGGUGCAAAGUCUUAUAGUCCCUUAAAAAGACAGAUUUCUUAUUACUAUAGAUCUAGUUAUUAAAUUUGAUAAAUUUUCAAUAAUAAAUAAGCCAUAAAAAUUACAUUAGCAUGAUUUAAAGUUGUUUUGAAAUUGGUAUUAUAUAUUAACAUUUCAUUCAGAAGAGCUUGAUAGUAGAUUCCAUUAAAAUUGAUUUGUUUGGGAGGGGUGGUUUGAGAUUUUGACUGUCCAGAGGCUCGAGGGAUCAUGUCUUAACGUGGUUGCACGGUUCUCGUUUUGAAUAUAAUAUAUAUAAAUAUAAUUUUUAACAUAUGUGAGUGUGAGUGAAUGUGAUUAAAUUAUCAGUGCAAAAAAGCUGUGUUUUUUUUCUCCAACUUCAUACCUCGGCUCGAACCUGACAUGGUUUAAUAUGGUCUACCUACCGAUACAUUAUACAUAAAUAAAUAUUAUUUAUUUUUAAUUCAUAACAUUAAAAUUAAGUUUCGUUAUUUUUUAAAAGCGAUUUCAAUGAGAUCAUAUAAUUAUAAGGAGGUUGUCGAUUGAUUCACACGGCCACGUUGCAUAAAAUUAAUAAAUAAUGAGUAAAACUAAAGCAUACUUUUAGUCUUACUCUUCUUACUUCUUACUAAUAAUUUUAUUAUAGGAACUUUCUUUGACAUACUUUUUUAUUUUUUUAAUAAUUAUUGAAUGAAUUAUUGUCUGAUUUACAAUAAAAGACAUAAUUUUAAAGUUACAGUUAAGGCUAAGGCUAAGGGGGCAGGGGUAGCGACUAUACUAACUAUAAAAUAAACUAUAAGUAUAAGCGUUAGUAGAAUUAGAUCUAGCCUUGAAUCUUAGCCUUAAUUAUUCGUUUUCUAUUUCAAAUUGGAUUAAAAAGUGUAAGGGGCGAAGGUGAUGCAAUCUCACUUUUUAACCAACCAAUCCGUAUCAACACCGGGUGCCGGUUCACGCCACAACUGUAUGUGAAUGGCUCGUGCAUGUCAAGCACGCACCAAUCAUCUUCCGGGUCACGUCAAAAUAAUUUCCUACUAGCAACGUCUGAUGCAAGAUCGCGGUAACCAGUCGCUGGUGUAUAAAUAUGGGCUGUUGUUGAGUGGGUUCUUCACUAUCUCUUCUGCAAAUACACAAAUUACACCGUUUUCACGAUUUUAUCUUUUUCUUAAAAGAUGAUGAAAAUAUCAACCUAUCGUCUCGUUAUCAGUGCUGCCGAAAUCCAGGACCGUGUUCUUGCUCCACAAUUACUGUCAUUAUCUUUGCUGCCGGCACUUUCAUUACGACCGUCGAGGAUACCGUUGAACUCGUAGAACGGCGAAAAUGUCGCUGUAGCUCGUCUCUUCUAUUUAUCAUGGGGACUUGAGCGUAUUAUAAAUUUUAGAUUUCCGUUUGUAUCAGUUUAGUGGUUUUCAGUUAGUGUAUGAAUAGCUUGGUUGUAUUUUUUUCUUUGGAUCCAGCGUUGUCACUCAUACUCACACUCAUCACUAUUCAGUAGCCUACAAAAAUACUUACCAGUUUUAGUUUUAGUAACAGUGUCUUUAACUUUAGUGGUCGUUUUUAGUAUGAUAAUAGUAUAAUCGUUGCGUGUGAACAGUAAAUUGUCUGCUCGAAGUAUAUUUAUAUAAUAACGCAGCACAGUCAAUUAUCAACCAAUUCGUUAUAUAGUAUUGGCAUUAAUCAUUAAUAAGUUUAAGCGUAAUAUAACUACACGCCAGCAACUAAAACUAUAAAAUAAAAAAAUGGGGCGUCUUAUGACUCAUUUUUUUACAAGUCACAUUUGGACUGAGUUUACUUCAGAGGUAAGUUACCAUAAUCAUAAUUGAACACUAUUUUAUUUAGCAAUACUUACUUAUACUUAGCCCUGAAACAUCACUAUUUAAUUUGGUUAAAAAUAAUAAUGCUUAGGCCUAAAUCAAUCAAGUUAUAAGCUUAUUUAUUAGUACAGGCCUGCACAACUUACGCGCAUGGGCGGGCCGCAAAGUAACAAAAUGUCCUUUAUUAUUGUUAUUUUCUUAAUAGCUUUCAACCCUGUCCUAUUAUCUUUUGGCCCCCACAAGUUUUUCAUAAUGUGUUACUGUUACUUUGCAGGACUAAUAAUUAUUACAUUAAAAUUUUUAGUGUAGCUAACUAAUUAUCGUUCUGACAUUCGAACGAAAGAAUGUGCUAUAGACUCCCAUAUCUGUUUGUGACUGAUAUAAAUGUAAGAAUGAGGUAAAAAAUAUAAAUUAUAUGCAUAAGUAUAUGAACAUGGAUAUUCUGCACAUGGUGAUUAGGGAACACAUUUUUAUAAGGAAUACAAUGAAAAUAUGAUGAUCCUAAAACGCAUUUUACACAUUAGAAGUUCAUUUAGUAGAGGGGGUGACAUAUCCCAUUGUGUUAAAUUAAUAAAUAAUAAGAGAUCUGGACUGUGUAACUGUAAAGCUCAAGUUAUUUUCUUUAUUUUGAAACAAGGAGAGCUGGCACACACAUUGAAUUGGUGUCUCAAAAGUAUGAGAAGUUUAUUGAUAUUGUUAAUGUCAGCACGAAAGUAUAAAUUAUAAAGGGAAUUUUAUCCACAUUGUAAUGAUUGUUGGAUGGAGUAGUGGUGGUGGGGAUGUGAUAUCAGUUAUUCAAAUACCCAUAACACUCUCACUUGUCAGGAUGGAUUUUUGCAAUAACAAAAGUUCAAAAGAACUAUAAAAUCCCUUCACCUUAUGUUAUACAGCCUUAAGUUUAAGUAGGGUCCCUAGCGACAGCAUGUUUAACAAAUAACCGCGUCACGAAAAUGCAUAAUUUGUGUGAAUGAGUUUGUGUGUGUGUAAGUAUUUUCCUAUUAAACUUACACACUUGAAUACUAGAUUUUUGUCACGUUGCUAAUAAUUUAGAGUUAUUGUAAGGACGGGGUCUAAAAUUAGUGCGUCCCCAACGAAAUCAAAGAUCGGAAGAAACUAAUAUUAAUAUUAAUAUGUUUCAACAGAAUCUGCUGUACCGGUUCUAUAAUUCUACUGUAGGGCGCUUCUAGGCUUUGGCUGUAAUGGAAGUAAAAUGUUGCCAAACUAGUCUUCCCAUGCUGUGGGAAACUUAAAGUUCUGUCCAGCCUGACCCAUUCCCCCCCUUUUUUUUUAAAUGUAAAAAAAAAAAUAAAAAAAUAGUGAAAAUUAUGACCUUGACAUCCAGGUUAACUUUUCACCCCUAGCCGGUUGCAUACUUUCUAAAAAUAAAUGAACGCCUGUUUCGUCAUGGAUAUUCUGGUCCUGCUCUCUUAGUCAGUUGUCUAAAUUUUCAGGUCAACAUUGCGAUGUCAACACAUGAUUUUAAAAAAAAAAUUUAAUGACUAAUUCUUGUCCUACUUCAAGUUGUUAAAAAUGUUUUAUAAAAAUAAAUUGGUUAUUGAAAAAAAAAAAAAACCACAUACUGGAUAUAAUUUCUAAUUUUCUUAUCAUUUAUCGUGUACUAAGAGUACUAAAUUUUUUGUGUAAUUAUUAUUUUAUCUUUUCAAGUAUUUAUGUCAUCCACAUUGCUAGUCAUUUUUUGUUGUUGCUGAAAAGUGUGUUGGGGGGGGGUGGUCAAUUUAUGAUGCAGCUACACUUGUUAAUUUUUUUCAUUAAUUUAAUGAAAAAGAGAUUUUACAGCACAUUAAUCAUUAAUAUUACAAAAUUUACUUUAAUUUAAGCACUUUAUCAGUGAUUUAAUAAGCCGGCAUUUUAUGCCUUCAUAUUAAAAGGUUUAACAUAUUUCAAAGACAGGCUUGUGUCAUCUAUUGACUAAAUGAUAUUGUGAAUUUGUCUUUACUUAGUAACAUGUUGGACUUUCCUGUACAUUUUAAAAUUAGACAUAAAUUCCAGGUCAGGCUUAUUAUUUAAAUAAAUCAAGAUGAUUAGCACACCUUGAUUACCAUUUUUAUCUUUUUUCUAUUUAUACUGUGCAUGUAAGGCAAAGCUGUUUGGGUUUAUUGACUGAAAUAAAAGUAUGCAGCCAAGGGCUGACAUUUUUAUGAUGUGAAUAGUGUAUGGCUAUUGGAUGCUUUAUAGGAAAGGCAUCUGCUGGCCAAAUAAGUUGUUGGUUAUCACUAGAUGUUCAAUGUAUUUGAUCUUGUUAAAAGUACUUGAUGGAUUUUUUUUGUCAUUGCAAUAAGUGUUAGGGUUGCAGUGAUUAAUAAACUAGAAAUGCUGCUUUGAAGGAUAGGUAAGAGUCAUUGAUAUAACUCAGUCUUCAAGAUGGGGUUAUACUGCUGCAGUACUACUGGACUUCAGAAUGAUCUUAACUAACUCUACCGACUUGUGCUUGGCCAUGUUAGAAAUAAUUUUCAAAAAGUCUUUUUUUUUGCAUUUCUUUUCAGACCCAUAGUGUUUUCAUGGAUGCUUUCAUGCAAAACAAUAGAUUAGAUCAUAUAAGCCAGGUGAUGGGAUACCACCCAGAUUAUCUGAGGAAUUUUUUAACUACCCAGAACUACCUACUCAGUGAAGAUGGUCCGUUGCCAUAUGAUUACAGGCAUUACAUUGCAAUCAUAGUAAGUAACUACAAUUUUAAAGUGUUGAUGGCAUUGCUAGGUUUUAGUUUGCUAAUAUGUCCAGCGAUGCCUAUCUAUGUUCAAGGCAAAAAAAAAAAAAGCUAAUCAUGCCUAAGUAGUGCACUUUUUGAAAGGCUUUCCAACAUAAAACUAUCUUGACUUUAUAAUUAUUUAGGCUAUCUUUAUUUUGGUACAUGCAUUUAAUAAUUCAGUCAUUAUUCAUUACAUUUUCAUUGUUUUAUUGGGAAAUGUGACAUUUCAAAACCCUAAUAGCCUAAUUUUAAAAAUUCCAGAUCCACCUUUUACUCUUCAGAAUUCAUUUAUUUGAUAGUUGUUGGGUGAGGGUUUAAAUGACUCACCAAAAAUUUAUCUUAACAGUGUGAUAAUUUUCAGAGAUUAUUUGUGUCUUGCUUACUAACCUGCCUUUAAAAAUGUUACUGCCUAUUGAUGGCCUAUCUUACCAAGUGAUAGCAUGGGAUGAAUUUUUUAAAAUGCUGAGUUCUGUAAAAAUUCACUGGGGUUCUUUAAACACAUGAUUUUAAUUGUUCAGACGACAACAGUUGACUUCAAAGCUUUAAAAAAUGUAUUCCAGCUCACACAGAACUUUUUACAAGGGAAACCAUUUUAAAAAAAAAAAUCAUUUUCCUUACUUCUUAAGCCAUAGCAUAUUUUCUGACAUUAAAUCUGGUUUCAAAGAUAAUGUCUCUCCUGUGCAUGACAGGUGAGGUGAAGGGCACAGUUAAUCAGAUAGAGCAAAGGCAGAUGGGGUUGCUUAGCUUUAACACAUGAUAAUUAUGUGAAGUGGCAAGCCAUUCACCUGGAUUUGCUCCAGUUUUUUAACAAAGAUAAUGGGAUAUGGCCUUGGUUUCAGUGGAAAGAUUAUUGUAAACUGGGGGAGGUGGGGGGAGGGUAAAACUCUUCAGUGUGUAGAAGGCUAAGUUUGGUGUCUGUGAACUUACCCCUAAUUAAAAACACUUAUUAAAAUUAAUUAUUAUACCUGUCCCCAAUAUAUUUUCAUACAGCAAACUUAAACAUGGUUUAUUUCAAGUAGAACCUGCAUGGUUUUAAAAGAUCUUUACUUUAUUGUCAAGCUGUCGUCAAUCAGAAGGAAAUUGAAUUUACAAAUUAUCACUAGAGAAAUUUUAACCCUGAAGCUAAAUUAUCUUACAUGAUCAUGUGAUGCUCUCAAUUAAUUGUGAGAGAUAAACCUUUUUUUAAAAAAAAAUCUAGUUAAGUCUGUUUAUCAUUGUGCCCUUCUGCCUUCUUUUAUAUACAAAAUAUCUUAAUUUUUGCCAACUUUCACCACUAUAUUUGAUCUUGUCCGCUUGUGGUUAUUAUUAAUUCCUCUGAAAAUGUUACAAGCUUUGUGAUACUUUUUUUUUCAGGCUGCAGCUCGACACAAUUGUACAUAUCUGGUCAAAUUACAUGAACAAGACUUUCUCUGUCACAAUGGCAACCCAGAGUGGUUGAAAGGUAUAAGUCACGCCCCUCGCAAAAUUCAGGACCUCUAUGAGAUCAACAAAAUUUUGGCACACCGCCCAUGGCUUAUAACAAAGGAACACAUGGCGGUAAGCACUGAUUUGAAAAUUUUUCAGGACGUGUCUUUUUUUGGGUUAUUUAAUAAUAAAAAAUUGUCUUUUUUCCUUCGUUAAUAAUUAUUAAAUUAUUUUUGUUGCUUCAUUUAGCUUAAGAUGAUAUGCAAAUGUAAUAUUGAAUAUUAACCUUUUUCUUUUUCAUUUUGUUAUAGAAGCUUUUAAAGAGUCCAGAACCCUGGUCACUGUCAGAGCUGAUGCACGCUAUUAUACUGUUGACCCACUUUCACUCAUUGUGUUCAUUUGUGUAUGGGUGUGGAAUCACUGCUGAGCUGGACAUUGAUGGUUUCACCUACAGUCGGUCUAGGAGCUCUGGAAGUGACUCAGAUUCUAGCAGUGACACCAACAGUGAAACUGGGGAGACCCUUAACUAUACUCACCUACAAGUAAGCAGUUUUACAAAUAGUACAAUUGACUUGAUUUUUCUUACUGGUGAAUUUUCUCUAAAAUCAAUACUGUAGUUUUCUUAUCAUUAAAAAUUCUUCAAGUAAAUUAACAUGAAGCGCUGUCUCUUUAUCUCAAUUUUUCAUUAUAUAAAGACUUAAGCUUAAAGGGUUUUAUUUACCUUAACUUAACAGUUAUUAAAAUUAGUGCCUGCAAAAUAAAAUAUUUUGCUAAAAAUUAUUCGCACUUGUUUCAUACGAGUCAGUUAGGAAAGUAAACAAAUUUGCAAAAAGAAGGUUUACUAAAUUGUAUCUUUUUUCUUGGGUUAGCUUUGUGAUUGACAUUAAAAUUGCAAUGCAUAAAUCAUUUCCAGAGUAAUAUUAUAUUUAUUUUUCUUCAUAGGCAUUAAAAGAUGAGACCGGAAUAGGUCUGGAGGCUCUGAUGGAGAAAAUGAGGAAACUGAAUGAAAAUUCUUCAGAAGAAACCACCCCAGAGGAGUUACUCAAGCGCUUCCAGUCUGUUGAACACCAAAGUGCUGAAAGUAAGUCCCCUGGUUACAGCUGGGCAUAUAAAUACCAUCUGUUUUCAUCUUGCCACUUGUCAUUUGUAUUUGAGAAAACAGUAGUUAAAUCUUUCAAUUUACAGAAACAAAAAUGCCUAAUUAUCUAAAUUCAUUUGUCUCUUUUAAUCAGGGUGAUAUUUCAUUUUCAAGUUAUUUUUUGUUGUUGUAAAAUAUGUAUAUAAGCACCCAAAAUAAAUUAAAUAUGUUCACUCCCACACACACACUUGGAAUUAAAACUUGAGUUCCAUAUCAAUUGGCUUUUUCAAUAUUGGUCAAUAACUUAAUCUUCAUGUAUAUAUAUUUUUGUAUUUUAGUCACUGUCCCAUCCACCAAGAAAUCCUUUACCAAAUCUGAUAUUCUGCGCUAUGUGGUGGAUGAAGAGUUUUCCUAUACAGACUUUGUCACCCAAGAUAAAGUGAGUGAAGUCCCCACCUUCAGGGCUUGUGACUACUCGUGGGAUGACCAUGGCUUCUCUCUUGCCAACAGAUUGUACUCAGACAUUGGCAACUUGUUGGAUGAGAAGUACUCAAUGGCAGCCAAUCUAACCUACUACACGUAAGCACUGAGAAGUUCAAACUGCUUUUGCUAGUGCAAUUUAUCUUAAUGAAAUUAUUUAUGAAAAAAUUUAUUUUUUAGCUCUGAAAUUUAUUAUAAUUUUGUUACAUUAUCUGCACAAUGCCAGAUGUGAAAAUUGUUUGAUCUCCUCGUUUUCAGAAUGGGUGAUAACCGGGAGGUAGAUACUUCUUCUUUUCGUAGAGCCAUCUGGAACUACAUCCACUGCAUGUAUGGGAUACGUCAUGAUGACUAUGACUAUUCAGAGGUAAAAAAAAAUAAGCGCAUGAUUCUGUUGUUUCUCUUCUUCCUAAAGUUCAGUGCCAUAAUAAACACAGUGUAAUUUGACCAAUCAAAUACAGCCUUUUUAAAUUAAUGCCUUAAUUAUUGUGUGGUCCUAAGCUUGAUUUACAUUGAAUUAUCGUUAGUUAUACACUUUCCUAUUCCUUAUCUCAGGUGAACCAACUUUUGGAGAGAAAUCUGAAAGCAUAUAUAAAGACACUGACUUGUUACCCAGAGCGCCUGCAGAAAAAGGACUACGAUGGAGUCAUGAGAGAGUUCAAACAUUCUGAAAAAGUAAGGACUUUUUUUUUUUGUUGAAAUUUUCAAAUCUUUUAUUGUUUCAUUGAUAAACCACAAUGACAUAAAAUUUGGUUCUUGGACUAUUUUCUUUCAAUAAUUUGUGCAACAUCUACACAUUGUCACUUCAUUUCCUACAGGUCCAUGUUAACCUCAUGUUGAUGGAGGCCCGCCAGCAAGCUGAAUUGCUGUACGCACUACGUGCACUAAACAGGUACAUGACAUAAGUGGACUCGGCCUCCUCAAGUUGGAAAUUUUUGUGUCCCCCUUGCCGGCUGUGUGCCCGUUGACCCAGACCUGAAACAAAAUUGGGUUUUCACCAUGGAGAGCUGCUGAAAUAACAAGGAAAGAAAUUGGACCUUGUUCAUUGGAUUUAUGAUGAUGGCAAGUUGUUUAAAGACUUCUGUCUGAAAUGAUGCUUUUAAAACAACAUAAAAAUUGCUGCUAUUCAUCACCCCCCCUCCUCCUCCAGUUGGUACAUUGCAAUGAAAUGGCAUUUAUUUCAAAUGGCAACUGUUGUAUUUUGUAACUAUCUCUGUAAAGUCUGUGAACAUUUGAGCCGUGUAACAAUCAUGAAGAUGGAUCAUUUUUUUAACCAAAUAAAAGAUGUUGAAAAUAUGAGCUCUUUAAAAAGUUCUUUGGCUCUAACUAUUUAUAUAAGGAUUUCUCAUUUAGGGGCAAAUCAUUUAGAUCAUAAUUAAGUUUUUCUUCUGUUCAAUGUCACCAAAGUUUUUAAUGCAGGUUGUCCAGAUUUGUACAUGUGGUUAAAUUUUUUUUUAAAUAGUAAAAGAAAAUUUAUUGAUGAAACUUUUGACAAGACUGCCUUCUUGGAGUUUGAUUGUGUUACUGAUGUGCUCAUUUAAAAUAAUUUUUAAAAAAUAGGAGGUGUUGUUAUUGACAUGUCAAACACUGCAAAACCAAAUAAGGCAUAUAAAUCAGAACUAAUAUAAUAUUUGCAUUAGAUUUAUUUUUGACAAACAUUUUUGACAUUCUCUGAGCCUCUCAUGUUAGUUAAUAUCAUGUUCACAUAAAUAUUCACUAUGACAGAUUAUCCUGCCAUAUAUUGCUGCUGUACUGGGAUAAACAAUUUAUUUGAAAGUGGAUUUGGCGGGGGGGGGGAGGGGGAGAGAUGAUAGGAAGGCAGUUGAUUCUUUUGGUUUAUUGAAGGCAUUUCGGCCAAGGUGGCUUCAUGUUAGUUAAUAUCAUGUUCACAUAAAUAUUCACUAUGACAGAUUAUCCUGCCAUAUAUUGCUGCUGUACUGGGAUAAACAAUUUAUUUGAAAGUGGAUUUGGCGGGGGGGGGGGAGGGGGAGAGAUGAUAGGAAGGCAGUUGAUUCUUUUGUUUUAUUGAAGGCAUUUCGGCCAAGGUGGCAAUGGGAUAUUAACGUAUAUGCUUGACACAUUGGCUCGUCUGUGCCUUCAUUAAAUACCUUAUGAUCCAAGCAAUGUUGUCGAUACUAACAAGAAGUCCAGUGGUUUGUUUGACCAGAAACUAUUCCGUCUGUUUGGGGGACUGAUCAUAUCUGUACACACAUCUUUCUUUAUAUUAAAGAAGGAAAAGAAAUUGGUUAUUCCUUGACACUAAAGAUAUUAACUUUUUGAGAAAAAAAUUUUUUUUACAUACCUAUAAUUUUAACACUAAAAAUGUGAAGGAUGUGUGUGUGUGAGAGAGAAUUAAACAAAGGAGAGUUCAACUUCAUUUACCCAAAGAACAAGAUAGUUUGUAAAUAUGCAAGAGAACAUUUCAACCAACUCAAGUGGACUGACUAUACACAACACUGGAUGUCUUUCUGUGCAAUGCCAACCAUUAAUUUAAUAUUUUUUAAAACAAUGUUUUAUGUCAAAGAAAUGACAGUUUGCUUGGAUCGGCAUUCUGCUCUGAAUUUAAUAGUGCUGAUGGGGGGGGGGGGGUGUUAUAUAUUGAUACCCUCAUUUGUCUUGUGCUUUGACCUUUUUUUUUUUGUGGGUGAGUUACGACCUGAUUAAAAUUAAGAAAACAAAGUAAAACAUUUUCCAACUCAUGAAAUGCUAAAUAACAAUGACUAUUCUAAAGGGUAGAUGUACAACUAGUCUCCAUGCAUUAUACGGUACCUGUACCAAAAAGGAAAUAAAUGAUCAAUUCAAAUCUUAAAAACUUGGGCACACGCCUUUAUUUAUUCAAAAGUUAUUGUACUUUAUACUUCAUUUAUAAUUUGUUGGGCUUUUUUUUACUUGCAAGUGUCGAGCACUUAACUAAUUUGUGUUGAGUUAAACAUUAACCCUUGAAAAGUGCCUCUCAGUUAUCUGAUUAUGAUCGAACAAAGUCACCACUCACGGCAGUGUUGUUUACGGCAAUCCAAGUUUACAAAAUUUAAUUUUAUUUAUAAGACUCAACAACCAACUUCUGGUGUCUUCACAAUACAAAAUUGGAACUGAGAUUGGGUGUUCAAGUACAUCGACUGAUGUUUUAAAAGUAUACAAGUAUAUAUAAAAUUAAAUCUUUUUUUUUUUUUUUAAAGGCAUUAAAUAAAUGUUAAGUGAAAUGAAAAUCCUUUUGAGGUGAUAGAUGUAAAUUUAGGUAUGGAGGGAAUGGGAACUAUUUCUUUUUUGACCGUAAAUUGGAACUGAGAUUGGGUGUUCAAGUACAUCGACUGAUGUUUUAAAAGUAUACAAGUAUAUAUAAAAUUAAAUCUUUUUUUUUUUUUUUUAAAGGCAUUAAAUAAAUGUUAAGUGAAAUGAAAAUCCUUUUGAGGUGAUAGAUGUAAAUUUCGGUAUGGAGGGAAUGGGAACUAUUUCUUUCUUGACCGCAGGAGGAAGAGAGUUGAUUUGAGCGAAGGGACAAAAAGGCGUGCACCCCCCAAAGUCUUUCAAAUGAAUGCAGUGGUGCUUUGAACCAUUUGGUCUGCCUCUAUCUGGCCAAUAUCAUUGUGCUCUGAUUGACACAAGCAAUGUUGGGAUUUUUUCAUUAUGUCAGAAUGAAUGUUUCAGUAUGCUAAUUAAUAAUGAAGCUUUUAAUAAAUUCUCCUCUGUAGAUCAAUAGUUUGUUUGCCCUAUUCAUUUGUAUAAAAUAUGAACCUGCUAACUUUUUUUUUUACGUUUGCCUUUUCAAAUGAGGUUUUGAUUUUUGAUGUAUCAAAAUGUUCUGAAAGUGGUCAUUAUUUGAAAAAAUCUCAAAAUCGUGUUUAAAAAAUAUAUUUAAAAAAAAAAAAAUUACAAUGACAAUAAAUUUUAAACCAAAGAUAUUUAAAAAAAACACAAAAAAACAGUUGUUUCUGCUUGAUAUGUAGCAGGUCCAUCUGUUGUAGUGUAUUUGUAUUGAUGCUUGUAUCACCAUAGCAAUUGGUUGGUGGUAUCUGAUCUCUGUUCAAGUAACUCUGUUUGUUGCUGCCACCUCAUUAUGCAAAACUUGGUUGAAUUCCUCAAGAGUUGGGGCAGCAGCUUUUGAGGAGGGAAUAUUUAGUAGUCAAACAAAUGCACGCUACUUAAUCUUUUGUCAUGUCAUGUAUCCCUUCUUUCCCAACCCCCCCCCCCCUCUUUUUUUUUCCAUCACUGCACAUUGUGCUUAUGGUGUAGUGUAAAUUAGGGGGGCAAGGGGGGAGGGUGUUGGCUUUCUUGUUUUUUUGCUGUUAGGCAUUUCAUCAUUUGUCAGCCACCAGCUUAACAGCCUAGACAGUUUUAGUUCUAUCAGAACAUUUGCCUGAAACACCACUCCACCCUCGAUCUUCUGUCCUGCUGGUAAGGGUUGAUCACCUUCAGCCCUGUUAUUAUAAUUCUUGUGUGAUCUCAUCGUGUCUAUGACAUCUCUUGUUCUUCCAGACAUUCAGUUUGAAGGCUAAUUAAACUCGGAAAAGUAGAAUGUUCUAAAAAAUUCCUAGUCCUAAAUUUACAUGACUAUAUUCGUGUGUGUGUGUGGAUUUUUAAUCAGAACUGCAUGAGGAAGUGGGUAAAAAAAAAUAGUUUUUUUUUUUUGUGUAGAGUCUUAUACUUGUAUUAUUAUUGUAUAUCAUCACUGUAGUUUUAAAAAAAAGUGAAGUCAGGUUUUUCUACAUUUUACAGUAAACUCUUACAAACCUGACAACUUUGAAAUGAACUUUAUUGCAUAGAUUAUGUGACAGAAAAAGUACUCCAUACUCUUUGCAAUUUUGAAAAAAAAAAUUAUUUAGGACAUGAAAAGUCAUGUGAUCUUGAAAAAUCGGAAUUUGGAAUUAGGAGGGUUACAUCUGCACUAUUAGAGUUGCAACGACCAAAUUAAUUGAUAUUGAUAGACCCAGAAUGGCUUUUUUUUUACAGCUUAAUACUAAAACAAAUGUAAUAAAUAUUAUAGUUGUAACACUAUGGGGCUGCUUUAUUAACGAUGAGGAUUAUUUUAUCACCAUAACUAGUUGGAAUAGAAAAACAGCCCUUUUUUUAUAUGUAAAUUUUCUGUAUGUAAUGUUAUAUUUUUGCUUUGAACCAUUAGACAAUCAGAGUGACAUGUGAAAGAGGAUGUGUUAUGGUGCCUUACUGAGACACCUUUAGUGAUUCACAUUAUUGAAACACCGUUAGGUUUAGAUGGUCCUGUUAUCGAAACACCAUUAGCUGGUCACAUGACUGGAAAAAACAUUAGUAGGUCACAUUAUUGAAACACCUUUUGGAUUUAGUAGGUCACAUUAUUGAAACGGGUUCAGUUGGUUACUCCUCUAACCUCCAUCAUAUCUAGUCAGAAUUUAAUUGGAUCCAUAUUCACCAACAUUGCAUUUAGUGAGUUGGAUUGCUCCAUGCCUACUCCAUGCUUAGUUCUGAUGUGCGAAUGACCAUCUUGAGAGUAUUGGCUUACCACUGGCUGAUGGUACAGUGCUGGCCACCAUUGGCUGAUGGUACCGUGCUGGCCACCACUGGCUGAUGGUACCGUGCUGGCCACCACUGGCUGAUGGUACUGUGCUGGCCACCAUUGGCUGAUGGUAGCGUGCUGACACAGUAUUAUUUCUAUUAAAUUGUUGUGGCUGAUUAUAUUAUUUGUUUUUGUCAUAAUACAUUAAAAUGAGAGUGGAUAACUGUUGUACAUUUCAUAUUUUAUACAUUGUCUUUGUUUUCCCUACACUUUCUUACACAUGUGACACAGGUCGCUUUCAAUGAAGUUAUUAAAAUAUGCUAAACAAUAAAAAAAAAAAUUAUA